CCCAGCGAGUGGCUGACGAGGCCCUUUGACAAGGUUUUUGACGGGGCUUCAAUCGCAAAUUUGCGCAUUUCCCCUCAACCGCAGAUUCCCGGACCCUUAUAGAAAUAUGCUGCGUCUCGCCGCUCGCAACCCCGCCCCUGCCGCUGCCAAGCGCAUGUUCUCGGCCGCCGCUGGCUCGGAGGUCAUCGGUAUUGACCUGGGUACGACCAACUCGUGCGUGGCCGUCAUGGAGGGCAAGACCGCGCGUGUGAUUGAGAACUCGGAGGGUGCUCGCACGACGCCCUCGGUUGUGGCCAUCCUGGACAACGACGAGCGUCUUGUCGGCAUGCCCGCCAAGCGCCAGGCUGUGACUAACCCGGAGAACACUUUCUACGCCGUCAAGCGUCUGAUCGGCCGUAAGUUCGACGACAAGGAGACCCAGGAGGUGUCCAAGGUCGUAUCGUACAAGAUUGUUAAGGGCAACAACGGCAAGGACGCGUGGGUCGAGGCCAAGGGCACGAAGUACUCGCCCUCGCAGAUCGGCUCCAUGGUGCUGACUAAGAUGAAGGAGACCGCCGAUGGUUUCCUCGGCAAGCCUGUGACCCAGGCCGUCGUGACGGUCCCGGCCUACUUCAACGACUCGCAGCGUCAGGCUACCAAGGACGCCGGUAAGAUUGCCGGUCUGGACGUGCUCCGUAUUAUCAACGAGCCUACGGCUGCUGCUCUGGCCUACGGUAUGGACAAGGCCGACGGUAAGGUCAUUGCUGUGUUCGACCUGGGUGGCGGUACCUUCGAUGUGUCGAUCCUGGAGAUCUCGGGCGGUGUGUUCGAGGUCAAGUCGACCAACGGUGACACGCUGCUUGGCGGUGAGGACUUCGAUGAGGAGCUGCUGCGUUACCUCGUGGACGAGUUCAAGAAGGAGACGAGCAUCGACCUGUCGGGUGACAACCUGGCCAUGCAGCGUCUGCGUGAGGCCGCUGAGAAGGCCAAGCGUGAGCUUGAUGGUCUGGCCCAGACGGACAUCAGUCUGCCUUUCAUCACGGCCGACGCUACCGGCCCCAAGCACUUGAACAUGAAGAUCACGCGUGCCACCUUCGAGAAGCUGGUGGGCAAGCUAAUUGAGCGUACUAUGGGCCCCUGCAAGAAGUGCGUCAAGGACGCUGGUCUGGACAAGAGCGAAAUCAACGAGGUCAUUCUGGUCGGCGGUAUGUCGCGUAUGCCCAAGGUGCAGACGACGGUGGAGGAGUUCUUCGGCAAGAAGCCCUCAAAGGGCGUGAACCCGGAUGAGGUCGUGGCUAUGGGCGCUGCUAUCCAGGGUGGCGUGCUGCGUGGUGACGUGAAGGACAUUCUGCUGCUGGAUGUGACUCCUCUGUCUCUGGGUAUUGAGACUUUGGGCGGUGUGUUCACCAAGCUCAUCCCGCGUAACACGACCAUCCCGACCAAGAAGUCGCAGGUGUUCUCGACGGCUGCUGACUCGCAGACUCAGGUGGGCAUCAAGGUGCUGCAGGGUGAGCGUGAGAUGGCUGCCGACAACAAGCUGCUGGGCAACUUCGACUUGGUGGGCAUCCCGCCUGCCCCUCGUGGUGUCCCUCAGAUUGAGGUGAGCUUCGACAUUGACGCCAACGGAAUCGUCAACGUCGGUGCUCGUGACAAGGCCACGGGCAAGGAGCAGAACAUUGUGAUCCAGUCGAGCGGCGGUCUGUCCGAGGCUGAGAUCGAGAAGAUGGUUGCUGACGCUGAGGCCAACGCCGCCGCUGACCAGCAGCGUAAGGAGCUGAUUGAGGCCAAGAACGAGGCUGACUCGACGCUGUACUCAACGGAGAAGACGCUGAAGGAGCACGAGGACAAGAUUGACGCUGAGACCCUGGAGAAGGUGAAGGCUGCUCUUGCCGACCUGCGAACCAAGUCGGAGGGCGACAACACGGAGGAGAUCAAGGCUGCUCUUGAGGAGGUGCAGAAGAUGUCGAUGAAGAUCGGUGAGGCUGUCUACAAGUCGCAGCAGGGCGAGGGUGCGUCCAGCGACGACAAGGACGAGAACGUGCACGACGCUGAGUUCAAGGACAAGAAGGACUAAGCGCGUCUUGGAUGGCGAGCGACCUUUUAGACGACGGCAAGUGUCCUCGUUGGCCUUUUAGUAUUUUGCUGCUUUCGUUCUGGUUUUCUCUAUUAGAUGGACACAUGUAGGAAGAUGCCGACAAGUAAUUUACUGUUUGCAAACGAGAAAUCAAAGCAAAAGCGAAUUUAAAUGCGU
This is a messenger RNA of Phytophthora nicotianae INRA-310, 2230 nucleotides long. RefSeq names its product chaperone dnaK. Gene Ontology annotation, biological process: cellular response to unfolded protein; protein refolding. NCBI's taxonomy places the organism in Eukaryota, Oomycota, Peronosporomycetes, Peronosporales, Peronosporaceae. The coding region runs from base 107 to 2053 and encodes 648 amino acids. Gene Ontology annotation, molecular function: heat shock protein binding; ATP binding; ATP-dependent protein folding chaperone. The record is from RefSeq and is a predicted model, not a curated record. The transcript has a single exon. Gene Ontology annotation, cellular component: cytoplasm; mitochondrion.